Puccinia graminis f. sp. tritici CRL 75-36-700-3 is the source of this 1156-nucleotide messenger RNA. RefSeq lists its product as uncharacterized. The coding region runs from base 1 to 690 and encodes 229 amino acids. The record is from RefSeq and is a predicted model, not a curated record. NCBI's taxonomy places the organism in Eukaryota, Fungi, Basidiomycota, Pucciniomycetes, Pucciniales, Pucciniaceae. The transcript is spliced from 7 exons.
AUGCUGCCAAACAUAUUGCUAGAAUGUCAGCUUCAUCAAAAGCCUCGGCAAGGUCAGGUACUGGGUGGAAUUGAAAAAAAUUCUGAAGUGUUCACACUGAAGCUGAAGCAUGUCAAUAAGUACGGGGCAAUGAUCAACACUCGGUUUGUGAAGAUACGCCGACUGCCAGAUGUGCCUCAUUUAUUUAGACCGCUUCAGACGGGUAGGAUUUUCUGCUGUCUUGGCAGCGUCUCCGAGCCCGCAUGGGGACGGGAUCUCAGUCAUGACAGCCAGGAGUUAUGGGUGUGGGCCGUUCAGGCUUUUGUGAUACAGGGAUCAGCCGUAGCUGCUCAGGAAUUGACGUCUACUGCCCAGCCAGAGUCGGCUGACGUCGAACUCAAAAAAUUUUGCACCCGCGUCGCCCAGAACCAUCGAAUCCACCGGCCUCCGCCCGAAUCCGUUCCUUCCAACCCGCCCCUCACCAUGCUCCAAAAGCCCACCCAAUCCGCUCUCGUUACAGCCCGUGGAACACACUCCAUGGCUGGCGGAUGCACUGUCUCCCGCGAAGCUCUCCCUACGAUCGCUGGUGGCUGCUCUGUCACCCGCGAACCUUGCCCCUCUGGGCCGUCGUCCCUGCUCGCCCGUAACCCCGACAGACUCGCCAUCCGCCCAGCCUGCUUCUUCACCAUCAUCCCUUCCCUCACCGGCUGAUUAUAUUUCCCGUCUGCGGCGAUCCACAUACAUUUUGGAAUUAUCCCUCGAGACUUGCCCUUGGCCACUCAGUCUACUUGACCUGUGGAUCCGCAAGCCUCUAGCUUUGCUGUACAGCCACGUGGGAAGCCUUGGUCCUCAUAAAAGGGGUUGACUGCACCCUUCUUGCCUCGAAAUAGCCAUCCAGUGGAACCCACGUACACUCGAUACGGGCCGAGAGCCAAGCGGCAUUCCUCCGUUAUCCUUCAAAACUAUGCACAAAUUGUCCUGGCUUUAGUUCAGCCCACAUAUGCAAAGUUUGCUUGUCCAUCAUUCCCACUUCAGAGACACUACAUUCUUGUAGUUAGACUUUCAUUCAUUCAUUUAGAAACACCAUUCAGUUGUACCUAUAGACUGCAGCUUCUACUCACCAUAUCAGCCUGGUCAAAGCGCUCCAAGAAAUGCAUCGCAAAUUUAGUUUAUACCA